Bubalus bubalis (water buffalo) is the source of this 8274-nucleotide messenger RNA. It is a transcript of the gene ITGA9, whose product is annotated as integrin subunit alpha 9. Gene Ontology annotation, biological process: cell adhesion mediated by integrin; cell-matrix adhesion; cell-cell adhesion. The coding region runs from base 521 to 3547 and encodes 1008 amino acids. The transcript is spliced from 29 exons. Gene Ontology annotation, molecular function: integrin binding. Gene Ontology annotation, cellular component: external side of plasma membrane; integrin complex. NCBI's taxonomy places the organism in Eukaryota, Metazoa, Chordata, Mammalia, Artiodactyla, Bovidae. The record is from RefSeq and is a predicted model, not a curated record.
UUAAUAAAAUUAAUGGUUCCUACAAAGACAUAUCAAGAAAUAAAGAGUAAAAACACAAAAUACAAGUAGGGUGGGCUCAGGACCCGGCGCCCAGGGCUCGCCGGGGACACUGGGCGCUGGGGCGGGUCUCUGGGCUCCUCCGCGGCUGCGGGAGGUGGUGCCGGGCUCGCGGCCCGCAGGGAGCGCUGCUGCGCCGUUCCGCCGCCGGCCACUCAGGCCGCCCACCCCGCGGGCGCGCCUCUCCGCAGUCCAGCGCCGCCCGGCCCGGGACCCACUCGCUCCGAGCGCGCACACUUCUCGGCUGGACAGAGGACGCCGGCCGCUCCGGGCCGCCCCUGUGCUGUCCUACGGCGCCCGCUCGGCCCACCGCCCCCAGCCCGGCACCGCGUCCCGCCUGAGCCCGAGCGCAGAGUUCCGGGCCCCAGGAGACUCUCGGCCGUCGGCGGACCCCUCGGCCCCUCCGCCGGCGCGCUCGGCGCCCUGCUCGCGGGGCUCAGGGGAGGGCGGCGGCCAGCUGGGGAUGGGCGGCUCGGCGGCGCAGAGGGGCGCCGGGGGGCUCCGUGCGCUGCUCCUGGCGUUGGUGGCUGCAGGGACCCCUGCGGGCGCCUACAACCUGGACCCGCAGCGCCCAGUGCGCUUCCAAGGUCCUGCCGGGUCCUUCUUCGGCUACGCGGUGCUGGAGCACUUCCACGACAACACGCGCUGGGUCCUUGUGGGUGCACCAAAGGCGGAUUCCAAGUACAGCACUUCAGUGAAGUCCCCUGGGGCUGUGUUUAAGUGCCGAGUCCACACCAACCCUGACCGGAGAUGCACCGAACUGGACAUGGCUCGAGGGAAGAAUCGGGGCAUGCCCUGUGGAAAGACCUGCCGGGAAGACCGAGAUGAUGAGUGGAUGGGGGUCAGCCUGGCGCGGCAGCCCAAGGCCGAUGGCCGUGUGCUGGCCUGUGCCCACCGCUGGAAGAACAUCUACUAUGAAACAGACCACAUCCUGCCCCAUGGCUUCUGUUACAUCAUCCCGUCCAACCUCCAGGCCAAAGGCAGGACGCUGAUCCCUUGCUAUGAAGAGUACAAGAAGAAGUACGGAGAGGAGCACGGCUCCUGCCAGGCCGGGAUAGCGGGCUUCUUCACUGAGGAGCUGGUGGUGAUGGGCGCCCCAGGCUCAUUUUAUUGGUCUGGGACAGUCAAAGUGCUGAACCUCACGGACAACACCUAUUUCAAACUGAAUGAUGAAGUGAUCAUGAACAGGAGGUACACCUACCUGGGCUAUGCAGUUACUGCCGGCCACUUUUCUCACGUGUCCUCCACUGACGUGGUAGGAGGUGCCCCGCAGGAUGAAGGCAUCGGAAAGGUUUAUAUUUUUAGAGCUGACCGAAGAUCAGGCACCUUAAUUAAGAUUUUUCAAGCUUCAGGUAAAAAGAUGGGCUCUUACUUCGGCUCCUCCUUGUGCGCAGUUGACCUGAACACUGACGGCCUCUCCGACCUAUUGGUGGGGGCCCCCAUGUUUUCUGAGAUCAGGGACGAAGGGCAGGUCACCGUCUACAUCAACAAAGGAAAUGGAGUCCUGGAGGAGCAGCUGACCCUGAGCGGAGACGGUGCCUACAAUGCACACUUCGGGGAGAGCAUUGCCAGCCUGGGCGACCUGGAUGAUGAUGGAUUCCCAGAUGUGGCCAUUGGCGCACCCAAGGAGGAUGACUUUUCGGGAGCAGUGUACAUCUAUCAUGGUGAUGCCAGGGGGAUGGUCCCUCAGUAUUCCAUGAAGCUGUCGGGGCGGAAGAUAAGUCCGGUGCUGCGGAUGUUUGGUCAGUCCAUAUCGGGAGGCAUUGACAUGGAUGGAAAUAGUUAUCCUGAUAUAACUGUUGGAGCCUUCAUGUCGGACAGUGUGGUUCUCCUAAGGGCGAGACCCGUCAUCACAGUGGACGUCUCCAUCUUCCUCCCCGCCUCCAUCAACAUCACGGCGCCUCAGUGUCAUGACGGCCAGCAGCCUGUGAACUGCCUGAACGUCACCGCCUGCUUUAGCUUCCACGGCAAACACGUUCCGGGAGAAAUAGGCCUGAAUUAUGUUCUGACGGCUGAUGUGGCCAAAAAAGAGAAGAGCCAGUUGCCCAGGGUCUACUUGGUGCUGCUGGGAGAGCCCGCGGGUCAGGUCUCUGAGCAGCUGCGGCUGCUGCACUUGGAGGAGACGUGUCAGCACUAUGUGGCCCACGUGAAGCGGAGAGUACAGGACGUCAUCAGCCCCAUCGUGUUCGAGGCCGCCUACAGCCUGGGCGAGCAUGUGACGGGAGAGGAGGAGAAGGAGCUGCCAGCCCUGACCCCCGUGCUCCGCUGGAAAAAGGGACAAAAGAUUGCCCAGAAGAAUCAGACCGUGUUUGAAAGGAAUUGCCGAUCUGAGGACUGUGCUGCCGACCUGCAGCUGCAGGGUCACCUGUUACUCUCCAGCGUUGAUGAGAAAACCCGGUAUCUAGCUCUGGGGGCUGUGAAGAACAUCUCCCUAAACAUCUCCAUCUCAAACCUUGGGGAUGAUGCCUAUGAUGCCAACGUGUCGUUCAACGUUUCUCGGGAGCUCUUCUUCAUCAACAUGUGGCAGAAGGAGGAAAUGGGCAUUUCCUGUGAACUGCUAGAAUUGGACUUCCUCAAAUGCAGUGUGGGAUUUCCUUUCAUGAGGUCAAAGUCAAAGUAUGAAUUCAGCGUGAUCUUUGAUACAAGCCACCUGUCUGGGGAAGAGGAAGUUCUCAGCUUCAUCGUUACUGCUCAGAGUGGCAACGUGGAGCGCUCAGAGUCCCUUCACAACAACGUCCUCACACUGACGGUGCCGCUGAUGCACGAGGUGGACACGUCCAUCACGGGAAUCAUGUCUCCAACCUCCUUUGUGUACGGCGAGUCUGUGGACGCAUCCAACUUCAUUCAACUGGAUGACCUGGAAUGUCAUUUCCAACCCCUCAACGUCACCCUUCAGGUCUAUAACACUGGGCCAAGCACCCUUCCUGGGUCAUCUGUCAGCAUGUCCUUCCCCAAUCGACUGUCACCUGGUGGAGCAGAGAUGUUUCACGUGCAGGAGAUGGUGGUGGGCCAAGAGAAGGGAAACUGUUCUUUCCAGAAAAACCCAACCCCCUGCAUCAUCCCUCAAGAACAAGAAAAUAUCUUCCAUACAAUAUUUGCUUUUUUCACAAAGUCGGGAAGAAAAGUCUUGGACUGUGAAAAAACAGGAAUUUCUUGCCUAACAAUGCACUGUAACCUUAGUGCACUCGCUAAAGAAGAAAGUCGUACUAUAGACAUUUAUAUGCUGCUGAACACAGAAAUACUGAAGAAGGACAGUUCAUCUGUUAUCCAGUUCAUGACCCACGCCAAGGUGAAGGUGGACCCUUCCCUGAGAGUGGUGGAGGUAGCCAGUGGAAACCCGGAGGAGAUGACGGUGGUCUUCGAGGCGUUGCACAAUCUGGAGCCACGAGGCUACGUCGUGGGGUGGAUCAUUGCCAUCAGCUUGCUGGUGGGAAUCCUCAUCUUCCUGCUGCUGGCCGUGCUGCUCUGGAAGAGUUGCCACCAGUCCUAACACAAUAUGGUGGAAGCCUCACUCCAAACCAGAAGCUUGAUGGGCUUCUUUCGCAGAAGGUACAAAGAAAUUAUUGAAGCUGAGAAGAACCGGAAAGAGAAUGAAGACAGUUGGGACUGGGUCCAGAAAAACCAGUGACCCGCUACCCCACCCCGUGACGUGGCCCAGUCGUUCGCCUGUCGUCCCGAUCUUUGUAUCUUCCAUAUUUGGAAGAAAGAAUCUUCUCCAGAUUUUUCGGAGGCCCCACGAUGCUGUUCUUGUCCUCAUUCUCUCAAGCCCAGGUGGCAACCUGAGGCAGCCACUUCGGCCAGGUCGCCUGACUGGAACCACCACCACCUCCUUUUCCAGUUGAACUCCGAACUUUGGAAAGCCGGCUGCAGAGCUGGGGGAUAUUUAUGGAUGCAACAAGUGUGGUCAACCCUCAGGGGAAAACUGUUAACCUAAAAGUAUUUUUAUAAAUAUAAGCCUUUUAUACUGAUUAUGUCUUUAUAUUUGUAUCGAUGUUUUAUUAUUUCUAUUAAAUGAUUAUAUAGUUCACUCAAGCACUGAUAUCUGGCCUGAAAUCUUGGAAAUACAUGUACAUUCAUACAAAUGUUAAAGGAAAAAAGAUCUUAUUGUACUUUGGAAUGGAACUUGCCGUUAAAAAAAGGACUUGCAGAUGAAAUCAUCUGAAGAAACCUCGUGUGAAGAAUCCAUCAAGCAGGCGGUGCUAUAUAUCAACUGCAGUUGGGGUUGACCGCGAAGACAUUUCACGUCUUUGUUGCCUGGAGUCAAGUGUGAAGUAAUGUGCUAAAGAACCAAGAGUGUUUUUUCAUCUGUACCUUUCAUUGGAAGAUUCCCAGCAGGAAUUUGGAUGGAAAAACCUGUUUCCUGCGGCCUGCUCUGCAUCACCUUAUAGAGCAGGCAUUUCACCCUCCUUUCACUUGGAUCAAGACAUGAAAGAUUGGAGCAGUGCCAGUUGGUUAUCUGGUAAACCUCAGAAUGGCAUCUCAUCCUGGACAAAGUGCAUCAGAGUCCACACACCACCAGGACUAAAUCAGUGGCCGUCAGGCAGAGACUUGUGUCUGAAUGCUGUGAUGUGUUGCCUUUUCACGGUAAUUUGAGUCAGAGGUCUCCAUUGUCCCCAGCACUCUUGCUGUCCCAGCUAAUGGUAAUUGCAGAGUCCUUCCCGGAGAUGACCAUUCGACCUGUCUUUUUUUAAAAAUUGUAUCUUAGGUGGGAUUCUUAAGAAGUGGACCCUGAGACAAGGAUUUUCACACAGUAACUUAUGAAGGAAGUUUCCCCAGGGCACACCAGUAAAGACAUGAGGGAAGCAGGACAGGAAAGGGGAGGAGGCCACGUAAGGAAGUCACUUCAGGGCACAUCCUGUGCGGGGGGCUUCAGCCUAACCCUGCAGUGGGAGCUCUGGAGGGUAACUUACAUCUCAGAGUUGUACCAACCCGCAGUAAGGGAGCUGAGCAUUCAGAGUCUUGCACCCAGGGGAGAUGUAAACACGUUUCACUUCAUGCCAGCAAAAGAGCCCCCAUAGCUCAGGAGCAGUCCUCAAAGAGAGCUGCACCCCAACCUGGGAGGCACACAGAAACGAUGUAAAGGGCUCUGGGCACAGCGCUAAUGUCAUCACCUCCGCCUGCAGGGCUGAAGGCCGAGUAUGGCCUUCACUGUGCAAGCUCUCUGUUUGACCGUGUUUGUCACCAGAUGCACAGUGCUGUCCAGGUUUGAGUGCGGUGUGAUUCUCUGAAAGGCAAGGAGAGGGUGGAGGUAGCGUGUUGAGCACUGCACCUGGCCUGGGGUGAACACUCAGUAACGGGGAGCAGCCCUGGCUGCUGUUGCCACUGCUGGAAAACCAUCUGGUGUGAAGGAAAAUGUAUCUAAGAACAGGGUCUGACAGAGUCCUCAGAGACUUAUCACAGCCUGCUCAAGCCGCAGGUGCAAACAGAUGGCAUCAGAUGCGAAUGAAACAAGAAACAAGACCAUCUCUCUCCUAGGGCCUUGUUGACUGGAGGCUAACAUGUAAGGGGCCUGUGAGUGUUGUUGAAAAGACACAGAACUCAACUGCAGGGGAGACAGGUUUUUCUAUACACAUACUUGGCCAGUCCUUGCAAAGAUACCUAAAGUUUUGCAAAUCAUGAGAGUGCUGGGCGCUUGCGAACCUGGCAUGGAGCACGCAUGUCUUUGUUUUUUAUGCAGUUGACUCUGAUACAGGCAGAUGCGGAAUGCAUCAUGCUUCCCUUCCCAGUGACCAUGGGAGUAGACAGAAGCCAGAGGGUCAAGGGUAUGAACUAGGCUGGUCUUAGAAGGAAGUUAAAGAUAGAGCCUCUGACUGAGGGAUGGAGGCCCUGAGGUAACAACAGGCAGAUGCAGGCAAAGGAACCAGCUCUCCCUGAGAGUUCAGCUAGGAUGGAUGUGUACGGACCCCAGCUGUGCCUGAGGCACUGUGCUGAGUGCUGCUGGCUCCCCUGGGAAUACCAGCGCACACUUUGCCCGGGGGAGACAGAUCUUCCCACAGCAGAGCCUAGAGCAUGGAUUCCUUUACGAAACCUCAUUUGCAGCUCUCCUUGGACAUUCUCUUGCUUGUUUCAUGGUGUCCUUUAAUAAAUCAUUUAAUACUUCCCUGGUGGCUCAGCGGGUAAAGAAUCUGCGUGCAAUGCGGGAGACCUCGGCUUGAUCCCUGGGUUGGGAAGAUCUCCUGGAGAAGGGAACGUCUAACCCACUCCAGUAUUCUGUCCUGGAGAAUUCCAUGGACUGUAUAGUACAUGGGGUUGCAAAGAGUCAGACACGACUGAAUGACUUUCACCUUUUGGGAUUCUUAGGUGGUAGACCUGGACAACUCCAUCCGUGACUUUGACUAAAUGCAGUAAUGGGCACUCACCAGCCUCCUGCAAGGAGUGCAGAUGCACUGGUGAGAGUGUAACAGGAUAGCUGGCAGGCCCACAGUUCUGCACCCUCAAUGGGGGAAGGGCAGACUCCGUAACCAGUGUCAGAGCUAGGAUCCAUGUGCUUCUGAGUGGCAGACACUCAGGCGUGAGCAUAUACCCUGGAGGUUACUAAGACUAGAUAGGACAGUUUUUAAGAAAACCAUGCUUGGCAUCUGCUGGAGCAAAUACUGGCAGCCAGUUUGGGGCAGGGGGUACCUCUACUUAUUUCCUGAUGCUUAGUAGCAGGCAGGCUGCAGGGAGUGGAGAGCUGACCAGUUAGCACAGACAGAGAGAGGGAAGUCUCGCAGGUUGUCAGGGCUCUCAGCUUGGCCAGUUUACCAGCUCCAUCCAGUUUAGAAGCCAUCAGAAGGCUCUUGAGGGAAGCAGAAAGAAUGGGUUGGUGUGUCUUUGUUCCUUCUCCAGAAGGUUCUUUUAAGAUUCCACAGCACCUUCCCAUUUCUAUCUUUCCUGCCUCUGUGGAUUCGCUGUGGAACACUAUCUGGUACUCUCUUGCACAGCAUUGUCAGCUUCAGCUUUUGAGUGUGUAUUCACUAGGGUUGUCAUCAACCCUCACAAGGAUUGAGAUGCUUUUUAAAUAUGAAAAAAGGACCUUUGUAGAAAUUGAGAGAAUGCCCCCUUUUCAAGAAUGAUUCACUUAUGCUCAGUUUACAUGGACUAAGGAGUUUGGAACACCCCCUAAGUGAGCCUUGAACCCAUCACAAAGAGGCCUUGAGGUUCAGGAAUGAAGGGACACUGGCAGGAGCGAGUGAGUCCAGUGGUUUUAUGGUGACUGACAGGCAUGUGUCCAGAAUCACUUGCUACUGAGGUCACUGAGGCAUUGUCAGUCAAUUCUUCAGAAAAAUUCCAUCAACAUCACUAAGCCCUCAGCAUUCUGAAGUUGGUUAAGCUUUGUAGAAAAUCCAGUAGAAAGUUCUCCUUUACCAAGUCAUAUGUAGCCUUCAGCCCUGGAGCCAGAGGCAAGGAGAUUCCAAACAAAACCAGCAAGCCUCCUAGAGACAUCUGGGACUCGUUUUUGUCGUGAACAUGUAGCGGAUCCCUUGGGUGGUUGAUACGGGUGCUGAUGCACAAACUGUGGAGCCGUAGCAGUCAUCUUUAGAAAGCUGAUUCUACUUUUAUUUUUGGAGAAGUCAUCAUGGCAGGGGAAUGCAGUUGUGCAUGGGUUACAUGUAAAGCUACACCUGAUUCAGACUUCUAAAUGUAGAGGCAGAAUAAAGGAUUGGCAUUUGGGGGAAAUGGCCCUUUAGCAGAUUAAAGGCAGAAAACCACUGUCCCUUAGAAAUGUUCCAAGUAUGCAGGGUUUUAGUCCAUGAAUUGUUUAGCUAUAUAGAGCAAGAAGAUACACAGCGGAGAAUGUGUUUUCAAGCAAAGAAUGGCUGAAGUGGCAGUAGGGUCAAAAUGAAUCUUCUAGAAUGUCUUCUGAUUUUCAGCAUGUGAGGGGGGAUAAUGACCAAAUAGCCUAUGUGAUGCAGUGCUUUAUAGCACAAUGAUCUAGGUUUCAGCCUGUGUUAAGGUUUUUUUUUUUUUCAAAUUCUAAUGUGUGACUGGCAGAGUGAGUUUAAAAGCUUUAAGAGUGAUUAAUUGCAUGGCAGGCACCCACGCUAGUUCACUUCCAGAACUUGACUGAUGCAUCCAUGUUUCUGUUGAGGAAUUUUUGUGGGAGGGAUGUUCCUCUUCACAAAGUCACAUGUAUUCAAGUCUAUGCAGUCACUUCUAAUUCACUUGCACUGUUUGGGAAAUGCAGGUUUACAAAAAUACAUGUUUGGAAUAAAAAAAAAAAAUGGCUGCAAACGA